AUGGAAAUAUCCAGUUCACCAUGGGACGAUGGUGGAUAUCGGCCUUAUGAGACGAACAGGGUAGCUGCAUCACCACUGUUAUCACCAUUUGAAAACGAUGAAAGAAUAGAAAGUACCCGGUCUUUGGGCGAUCAUUGUUUUGAGCCUUUACCAUACAUGACAAACUAUUCUUCUGUCUUUGAGCUUUAUGGUAAAGAGAUAUUCGGUGACAAGGGAAAUGCGAGUUCAAGGAAUGAAUAUUUGCUGAAAAAAUACUAUUCUUUGAAGAAGCCAUUUGUGUUACGGCACAACAGUCAUACGUUGAAGAAUAUAGAUAUGCCGCCGCAAAGAAACGACAUUUUGCAGACUAACUUCAUGGUUGACAGAUUUCUGAAUCGCACCGCGCGAUCAUUAAAUUUUAGUAAUUUCAAAAUCAUCUCUGAUAUGCAAAAUAAAGGUGCUCGAGGAGCAAAGCUUGGCGUCAAUCAGGAUCAAAGCAUUGAUUUACCAUCUGUACCGUCUUUGAUGCCCUAUUUCCAGUAUUAUAGAAAGCUACUGACAGUAAAUACUAAAGAGUGGGAUAUUUUGAAACUACAUAGUUUAUGGAUACCAAAUCUAAGGAAGAAUUUCCAUGACUUUUCGUUAUACGGUGAUAUAGAUCUUUCAAAGAGUUCCGAUGGUCAUGAUGAGGAAGAUAUCACUGUGAAAAAAGAUCUUUUUUUUGAAAGAGCCCCAAGUCAACAGGUUUUGGACGGUAAAGGCUAUGUUUCUAAAAGAUAUGAAAUUUCGUCCGGUAAUGUGAUUAUCCCAUCCCUAUUUUCCGAAGAUAAGUUACCGGCGUUAACGUACCAUUGUUCGGUCGAAUUGAAUGGUAACAUUUACAUGCUCGGAGGGUUAAUGCCAUGUUAUAGCUAUGAAGAGGAUGCGCCAAUGCUAAACGAUUUUUUUGUUGAUGGAAUAAAAAACCUACCCCCGCCGUUAUUACCUCAAGUAAUUAAUAAUCCUUCAAUGGUGAAUAACCCUCAUCUUUAUGUGGCCUCUGUAGCGUCAUGUCGCUUUAGCAAGCCCAAGAUGAGAGGUUAUAUACCACCUCCACUACUCUGUGUACAAGGGUCCAAAUUAACGGACCGACAUAUUUUCUUUUACGGUGGAUUUGAAAUUAGAACCGAAACCCGCGGUGAUGAAAAUGGGAAAUAUCACCUCAAAAAGAGAGUGUAUGUAAAUAAUACAGGCUAUAUUCUUGAUAUCGUAUCAUUCAAAUUUACAAAAAUAGAUGUCAUCGUCCAACCUUCAAAAUAUAAUGCAUAUCCGACAAUGUCAUCUAGAUUUGGUCAUUUGCAGAUUUCCAUUGAUAAUCCAAAUAGAAGAAAUAGUGUUCAUUCCGGCAGCACGAUUGAAAGUCACAAAACGGCGGGGACUCCUAUGAAACGGAACACUAGUAUUUUUUCAGGACGACUCGAAAAACCAGCAGUGGUUUCAUCAUUACCGCACAAUAAUGCCGCACCUUCUUGUGUACACACGGUUAUAAUAUUUGGCGGCUACAGACAAACUGGUGAUGAUCGUUACGAGGCAAUGAGUGAUCUAUGGAAGAUCGAAAUCCCCGUGAUACGUCGUGGUAAAAGAGGCUAUUGUAAAUUCUCAGAGACAGCUAACGCAAUACUAAUGACACCGAGGGAGAAGGACAAGUCAGACUGGCCCGAAGAACGGGCUUUUGCAGCAUAUUCCCUUCAUGGCACGUCGUUGAUGGACAGAAGUUUGCUUGAUAUGAGACUAUUGAACAAUUUAAAGAAAAACUUUGUCAUAAAACCGUCAUAUAUAGCACGAGAUCCCGUUGCUAGCCCUAAACCGGUUUUCCCUAUGAUGGUGCAUAGUACGCACCAAGAUCUUUUCAGUAGUAGCACUGCAAGGGAUGAACCCCCGGCAGCCGGUGUCAGCGCCGGUAAUGCAAGUACUGACAACAGCGUUGAUCCCAAUAUCAACCACGAUUUUGAAAAUCUCUUGGUCAAUGCAGGGGAAAAAUCGUCAUCCAUUCCCAUGACUACAAUUGGAAGACAGAGAUUAAUCCUGAGCCAAGACAAGCCUAUAUGCAAAACCAUUGUAUUGCAUGGAGGGUCCAAUGGUCUCAAUGUACUUGAUGAUAUGUGGCUGAUGGACCUGGAAAGUGAGACAUGGACGCCUAUAGAGACAUUUGCGAGGAGAGAUUCGAGCAAAAGUGACGAUGAAAAAUUGGAUAGUGUCAACGUGGGACUCGUUGGUCAUAAGAUGGAAAGUAUUGGACGAAUAUGUGUGUGCAUGGGUGGUAUGACACAAGAGGAUGUUAACGAAUUUUAUUCAGAGGACAACGAUGAGCGUUCUCAAAAGCCUAAAGCCAAUAAGUUACCGUUAGGUGCCAAUUUCUUGAAUACGAUUGAUUUGAGCACGCAAUGUUGGGAAGAGCAUAAAAUUAUUUUAUCUAAGAAGGAAGACAAUCAGGACGGACAAGAUAAGGAAAAUGAAAACAUCGAUUCAAAUAUAGUAGUUGGUGUUGGUGGGACUUCUUUGCAGUGCGACAAAAGCAUCAUUUUAAUUGGAGGACUGAUUUCUAGGCGAAUUAACCUAAAAGAGAUAUAUUUGCAUGGGACCAUAUUGAAAAGUAUUUUUCCUAGCGUAAACCCUUGUACUUAA
This is a messenger RNA of Saccharomyces kudriavzevii IFO 1802, 2643 nucleotides long. It is a transcript of the gene GPB2, whose product is annotated as Gpb2p. Gene Ontology annotation, molecular function: protein binding. The coding region runs from base 1 to 2643 and encodes 880 amino acids. The record is from RefSeq and is a predicted model, not a curated record. The transcript has a single exon. Gene Ontology annotation, cellular component: cell cortex of cell tip. Lineage: Eukaryota; Fungi; Ascomycota; Saccharomycetes; Saccharomycetales; Saccharomycetaceae.